AUGAAAUUUAGAAAAAUAUAAGUAAAAUUAUUAAUCAUCCUAAGGUUUUCGGUUUUUUCUCUCUUCACACUUCCUCAAUUAUCUCAUAUAUGGGAAUCGAUAUCAUACAACUGUUUCUUUAUCUUUAAUAGACAAGCUUCUCGAUUAGAGCUUAAGAUUAUCUAAUGAUCAAAGGGAAACUCUCUGAAUUUCAGAACCAAAUCAUUAUUGAGGUUAGAAUGUAUGAUGGUUUUGUAAUUGCCUUUGAUUUUCGAUUAGACAAUAAUAGAAAUUUGCUAAUUCUGAAAUUUAGUAGUGUUUCGUUCUUCUUUGUUGAGAUAACGGUGAUUUUUUAAAUGUUUAGUUUAGAGAUUAUAAAUAGUGCAGAGUUGGGUUGA
Paramecium octaurelia is the source of this 377-nucleotide messenger RNA. NCBI's taxonomy places the organism in Eukaryota, Ciliophora, Oligohymenophorea, Peniculida, Parameciidae. The record is from the annotation of a GenBank genome assembly.